GAUUCACUCGACUGAUUCAUUGGUUGAUAUGGCUGGAGCGGAAGUCGGAUUGCGCUGCGGUGCCUAUCGUGAUUGCUUCCUGCGCCUGCCUGAAGCGUGGCUGCGGCGAUCGUCUUCCAAUGCUGCUGGUACUGCUGCUGCGUCCAGUUGUCCACGAUCGCUCACCCUGCGUCCUGGCGGGGUCUACCGAGUCGUGCGCAGCAGCAGCAGCGACGGGGAGCCAAGUCCAAGCACCACAACGGCGGCGUUCCUGACCUGGCCAGGCGAGGACUUUGUGCUGCCGACGCAGGCAACGACGUCACGAGCAAGUCCAGCAGCUGCAUUCAGUGCACCGAGUGCAAGUAUCGGGCUCGACACGACCCUGGCCCGUGAGCUGGGUUGGAAAUCUGGAGACUCGUUCAUGAUCAAUCUCGUCUCGACCAGAAUUCCGCAAGCAACUCGAGUCGAUUUGGAGCCUGCCGCGAGCGACGAUUGGGAAAUCAUGCAACUGCAUGCGGGCGAAAUUGAGGAAAUGUUCCUCCAGCAACUGCGAGUUGCGUUUACGGGAUUGGUCUUUCCCCUGCGCGUGGGAGGCCAUACCAUCAUACGAUGUCGUGUUGCUUCCUUUUCACCAAGCGAGGCAGAGUGUGUCGAGUUGGGGGUCUCAACUGAGCUGGUCAUUGCCCCAAAGGUGCGAUCUCUCCCCGGCCCUGCACGGGAGUUGACCACAUCAACCACUCCGCCAGUGAAAACCAUCGAUUUAAACUUCCGCAUCCAGCCGUGGCCAGUCGCAGCCACCACCACCACCACCACCACCACCACGUCUACCGAACCCCUGUUCUCGGACGCUUACCCGUUUGUGUCACUCAAUCCGCAGCAACUGGGCACUCUUCGUGACCAGCUCGGCGAAGGACCGAUCUAUGUUCAAAUCCACGCCGCGAAACAAGUGGGGUUGGUUCUUCCCGACGGACCAGCACCCGCUCGCUCCCAUGUUUUCCUUUCAAGGCUACUUGCGUCAGACAAGAUUAAAAACUACACACGAGUGAACACGUCAGCCUUCUCUGCUCACGCUGCGACUGCGCUUUCAUGCAUCCAGCUCGGCCUCGACACUCCACCUUCUCCCGACAUUUCAGACGACGCCAUUCGUGCUGCGUUCUUUGCUUAUUUGCACGGCUACUGGAAUCACUCGUCGAAUGCUCCAUUUGUGUUUGCAGCGUCGUUCGAAGUGUCGCUUUCGAUUGCAGGCAAUCCCAUCACCGCACAAGUGCUGCCUGCUGGAUUGAGCAAUCCCGAUGCAGAUGCCUCCUUUUAUUCCAUCAUGCGACCUUCUUCCACCGGUCUCUUGCCGGCGAGUGGCCUUGUCGUGAGCGUUCAGCGACCCGAAGCACCACCGUUCUCCGUUCCUCGUCCGCUCGAGGCCAAUCCGCAACCAUCGCCGUCGCUUUCUUCCCCACUACCCGUACCGUUGACGUGGAAAUCACUAGAGUGGUUUGGUGGCUACCAGGCACAACUACAAGGAAUUGCCUCCACUCUUGCGAAAGCUGUGCACUUGCAGCAAACACGCGCAAGCCUGCUGCCUCAAGCGCUUGCCCUCGCACCUUCUGUCUGCUGCAUUCUCGUCACAGGUGCCACUGGGACGGGCAAAACUCUGCUGUGCGAGGGCUUGUGCCAUUCACUUGCCCACGACCCCAGUCUUGUCGCGAACGCCAUUCGCGUCGACCCAGAUCAGCCUCCCUGCAGCGCCAUACUCGCCCCUGCCGAAUCGUCCGGCAACACGGCACUGUCACGGCAGCGUACGCCAUUUAUCCAGCGGUAUUUGGAGCAUGCGUUUGCACUGGCUCGCGCGACGCAACCCUGCGUUGUGUGGCUUCAAAACAUUGACGACCUGAUGCCCACCGCCGCCUCUGCCGGUAGUGGUGGUAACGGGGAGGAGGACAACGAUGACAGUAUUGAUCCUGAAAGCCGCGCCAGGUCGUCCACCCUCGCGAUCGCUUUACUCGCACAGGUCAGUGAGUGUCACAAGCGGAAUGACUCGGUCAUUGUACUCGUAUCUGCGCGGACUGCCACGGCAGUGCACCCCAUGCUGCUGAAUGGGAUUCAAGGCGCAGCGGGAUUUGAUUUCUCUGCCGUGCUGGCUUCCCCGAGCGAGAGCGAUCGGCAGGCAAUCUUGACCUCGCUCUUGUCGCCAGCAGCACCCCUGCCUCAAACCACUGCCGAGAGCAUCAAUGCUUCUAUUGCGUCGUUGUUGACCACUCGCGUUGUCGAGGCUCCCGCUCAUGUGAGCGACAUUGCAAGGGCCAUGGCCAAGUUGACCGAUGGCUAUGUGGCUGCUGACUUGUCGUUGGUGGUGCAGCGCGCUCGCGCAGUCCGAGGGUUGCGAUUGGCACGCAACCCACCCACCGACACUCCUUCCGCAGAUGUUGUGAUGCUGGACUUUGAAGAGGCCAUGCGGGGAUUCACUCCCAGCCGACUGCGUGGGCUACCUCUGCAAACGUCCGCCACGACUUGGCGAGAUGUUGGCGGUUUGGAGUCUGUCAAGGCCUUGCUGACAGAGACGCUUCAGUGGCCUGCCAAGUACCCCGAGCUGUUUGCGCAGUGUCCCUUGCGCCUGCGCUCGGGCGUCCUGCUGUAUGGGCCGCCUGGCUGUGCCAAGACGCUCUUGGCGUCUGCCGUCGCAGGAGAAUGCGGUCUCUCCUUCAUCACCGUGAAGGGACCCGAGUUGCUCAACAAGUACAUUGGCGCCAGUGAACAAGCAACGCGCGACGUGUUUGCGCGUGCCGCCGCCGCCAAGCCUUGCAUCCUCUUUUUCGAUGAAUUUGACUCGUUGGCUCCUCGGCGAGGCCACGAUAGCACUGGAGUGACUGACCGUGUUGUCAACCAACUCUUGACACAACUGGAUGGCGUGGAAGGACUGUCAGGCGUGUUUGUGCUCGCUGCUUCCAGUCGUCCGGAUUUGAUUGAUCCGGCGCUUCGUCGUCCUGGACGCAUUGACAAGAGCGUCUACUGUGGGUUUCCGACAGAGUCUGAUCGGCAGUCCAUUCUGACGGCAUUGUCACGUUCGCUCCCGCUUGACGACGAGCUGUGUGAGCAGGACGCUUGGUUGGAGGUGGCUCAGCAAACGGAGGGUUUCACUGGAGCCGAUUUAAAGUCGCUUCUUGUCAACGCCCAACUCGCUGCGGUGCACAAGCUUCUUGACGUGCCAUCCACCGCAGCACAAGCAGAGGGCAGUACAGAAGACUGCGCUUCCAAGCCAACCAUUAUCUCAUUUACUGCGGGCGAGGAAGAAGCCCAUUCGACAUCGUAUGCUCAAACUCGGCGAUUGGAAUCCAUGGUGGAUGUUGUUCUGCGAAACUCGAGUUUGGCUUCCCGCACGGCCGACCUCCAAAUCUCCUCUCAGCAAGAGCAAGGCGGAAAAGGCCACAAUGUAGUCAAGAUUCGCCGAGAGCACGUUCAUUCUGCUCUUCAGACCACGCGGCCUUCGAUUGCCGGUCCUGAACGCGAGCGGCUCGAGCGCGAGUAUACGGCGUUCGCGCAAGAGGGACUGCCGGCUGAAGGGCCAAAGAAUAGCACCGGCUUUGUUCCAGAUUCUCGAGUUUCGCUGGCUUGAUUUCUUUUUUUAAUUAUUGUCAUUAUUAGCCAUGUAAAAGAAGU
Molecule: messenger RNA, 3630 nt
Organism: Capsaspora owczarzaki ATCC 30864
Lineage: Eukaryota; Filasterea; Ministeriida; Capsasporidae
Product: peroxisome biosynthesis protein
Exons: 6
Coding region: 29-3586 (1185 amino acids)
Biological process (GO): protein import into peroxisome matrix
Cellular component (GO): cytosol; peroxisome; peroxisomal membrane
Molecular function (GO): ATP hydrolysis activity; ATP binding
Source: RefSeq, a predicted model, not a curated record